AUGAGCGCAAACUAUCGAAGAUAUCGAAGCCUAGCGAGUGUGAUUCGCAUAUCCACGCCGAACAACCUACCUACCGUAUGCUUAAAGUGCGGCUCUCGAACCUCUGCCAAUCUAUUCGUUCGUCCGCUUGCGCGCCGCGCUCAUUCUAGUACUAGACUUAUUGAAAUCCAAGAAAUUGCAGCGAGCGAUUGUCCAAAUGCCAUUCCCGUACCUCGAAUCAGCAUCAACACACAUCAAAUUUUUGCUGGCGUAGUCCUAUCUCGCCCACCGCUCGUCACACCAGAUCUCCAUUCCUUUGAAAAGGCGUUCUUCUUCUAUCAGAAACGCCUCAAUGAACGUCUUGCCAUCCCGUUCACGCGCUAUUUCUACUUCAAGAAAGAUUCUCCAGCGGAUACCGACUGGAAAUUAAAGGCUUCUGAACGUGGUGGCGUUCCUGCAAAGGAAUUGGGAAGUUACAAAGCAUAUGGAAAAUUAGCCUGGAAUGAUGAGUUGCUGGAAAAAGAAAGACAUAUGGCAGAGCCUCAAUAUAUCAUUGAUCAACUAACAAGAGAUGCGCGUGUCGGUGUAACUGAAGAUGGCGUUGUCGUGCAAGAUGUCAAUGCUCGGGCAGAGGGAGUGGCAAAACUAAACAGCCGAAUAACGGAUGCAGAUACGACGAAUAAUGACCAAAGAUUGGAUCGAAAGUUGGAUCGAACGUUGUAUCUCGUCGUGCGAAACAAAGAUGAUAAUACGUGGGGAUUUCCCUCAGGAGGAGUGUCUGGUACGGAAAAUCUUCACGAAGCAGCCGAACGUAUUCUAGCCCAAUCCUGCGGUAUCAAUAUGAAUACCUGGAUUGUAGGCCGAGUUCCUAUUGCGUACAACAUCACUUCACCUAAAACAGUACCUGCCGAAAUACCAGCAAUCGAGGCUGGGCCUCGGCCUGAACAUGGUGUCCCUCACAGAAGUAAGGCUACCUUUUUCUUGAAAGGCCGAAUAAUGGCAGGCCAAGCCGAUCUCUUAAACAAUCAUUUCGGCUUAGAUAAUUAUCGGUGGCUGACCAAAGAGGAAGUAUCGAAACUUCUACCUCGUGACCUUUACCUUAGCGUGUGCAAUUCUAUGCACGAAAGGUGA
This is a messenger RNA of Blumeria graminis f. sp. triticale, 1110 nucleotides long. The record is from the annotation of a GenBank genome assembly. Lineage: Eukaryota; Fungi; Ascomycota; Leotiomycetes; Helotiales; Erysiphaceae.